This is a messenger RNA of Impatiens glandulifera, 867 nucleotides long. RefSeq names its product patellin-4-like. Lineage: Eukaryota; Viridiplantae; Streptophyta; Magnoliopsida; Ericales; Balsaminaceae. The record is from RefSeq and is a predicted model, not a curated record. Gene Ontology annotation, molecular function: lipid binding.
AUGUCUGGCUCGCAAACCAAGGUUGAAACCAUCGAAUCUCGAGCCACCUCGUGUCCCCCUGUAUUACCAUGUGUCCUCCAAACAUGUGCUAAGUUGUGGAAGGGAUUUCUCGGGGAUUAUAGUUGCCCUGUGGAGUGGACGACUACCCUAGCCCGAGGGCUUGUUGAGCUUACCCUAGGGUCGGCCCUGAGUUUAGGUUACCAGAAAGCCUUUGGAACAGAGGAGAAAAGAGACAACUUUUUAAGAUGGAGGUUUCAAUUAAUGGAGAAAGGUAUCCAAGAACUCGAUUUCAAACCAGAAGGUAUCAAUUCCUUGCUUCAAAUCAAUGAUCUGAAAAACUCUCCUGGCCCAUCUAAGAAAGAGCUUCGUUUCGCCACAAAACAAGCUGUUCAUCUUCUCCAAGACAAUUACCCAGAAUUCGUAGCCAGAAACAUAUUCAUCAAUGUCCCAUUCUGGUACUAUGCAUUCAACGCCCUUUUCUCUCCUUUCCUAACCCAAAGAACCAAGAGCAAAAUGGUGGUCGCCCGUCCGGGAAGAACAACAGAGACUCUUCUGAAGUUCAUUCCAAUUGAAGAAAUUCCUGUUGAAUAUGGAGGUUUCAAGAGAGAUAAGAAUGAUUCAAAGUUAUGGGUUGAAGAUAACUGGUUUUAAGAGCUUAUAGUAAAAGGUGGAUCAAUUGAAACAAUUGAGAUAGCUGCACCAGAGAUUGGAACAACAUUUGAAUGGGAUUUGACAGUUUUGGGAUGGGAAGUGAACUAUAAAGAAGAGUUUGUUCCAAGUGAUGAAGGUUCUUAUAGUAUUAUCAUUCAAAAGGUGAAGAAAUUGGGUUUAAAUGAGGGACCAAUGGAAGCAAGAAGAAGAAGAUGA